Pygocentrus nattereri (red-bellied piranha) is the source of this 6751-nucleotide messenger RNA. It is a transcript of the gene edc4, whose product is annotated as enhancer of mRNA decapping 4. Gene Ontology annotation, cellular component: P-body. Gene Ontology annotation, biological process: deadenylation-independent decapping of nuclear-transcribed mRNA. The coding region runs from base 107 to 4306 and encodes 1399 amino acids. Gene Ontology annotation, molecular function: protein binding. The record is from RefSeq and is a predicted model, not a curated record. The transcript has 29 exons. Lineage: Eukaryota; Metazoa; Chordata; Actinopteri; Characiformes; Serrasalmidae.
GAGCAGGAGCACCAGCGGAAGUGGGAACGCAGUGGCGAGCUGUUCGGAGGGGCGCCGCGGAGAGAGAGACCCACUGAGGCGGACAUUCCAGCCGGCUGCGCUCCUCAUGGCUUCCAGUUCCAACAUAGAUAUAGAGGGUGCGACGCAGCACCUUCGAGACAUCCUGAAACUGGACCGACCCAGUGGUUCAGCCGAGGCCAGUUCACCAGUUGAGAGCCAAAGAAAAACCUCCUUUAAUGGAGAGCUGAAUGGACUGCUGGGAGCUGAUCUUAUUGGAGCAGGAGUUCGGACUGCAGUGGUGGAACCAACGGCUCACAACUCGGAUAAAAUGAACACACAAGACAUUCAGACAAUUUCCUUGUCUGGGGAUGAUGGCUCUACGUGCGUUGCCAUCACUGCUGGCAACGUGGAGAUUAUCGCCAGCCGUGACUCCAGUAUUGAGAGUAAAGCUCGAGGGAGCAACAAGGUUAAAAUUCAACCAGUGGCAAAAUAUGAUUGGGAGCACAAGUAUUACUACGGCAAUCUAAUAGCAGUGUCUAAUGCAUACUUGGCAUAUGCCAUUAGAGGCACCAACAACCAUUCUAUGAUUCGGGUGCUGCGGCUGGGCUCGACAGAGCGGACCCUGCUGAAGGGCUUCACUGGGGCAGUCACAGAUCUAGCCUUCGCGCACCUUGACUCUAACCUGCUGGGCUGUGUGGAUGAGGCUGGUAACAUGUUCAUCUGGCAGCUCACCGGCCACGACAGCAAAAUACAAGACGAAGUGAUUGUGCACAUCCGGAGGCCUGAGGACACGCCGCUGAAUUCCAACCGCAGGCUCAUCUGGUGCCCCUUCAUCCCUGAGGACAAUGAGGAAAACCCGGAGGACUCAUGCCAGACCCUGGCCCUGCUGCAUGAGGACAGGGCAGAGGUUUGGGACCUUGAUAUCCUCCGUUCCAGCAACAGCUCAUGGCCUGUAGAUGCCACAGAGCUUAAAGAAGGCUUCAUAACCAUUAAAGGACACACAGCGCGCAUCAGCGAGGGAGCUCUGUCACCUGAUGGCACCGUCUUGGCCACGGCCAGUCACGAUGGUUAUGUCAAAUUCUGGCAAAUCUACAUCGAAGGACAGGACCAACCGAGAUGCCUACAUGAGUGGCAGCCCCAUAACGGAAGGCCUCUUUCCUGCCUCCUCUUCUGCGACAACCACAAAAAGCAAGACCCAGAAGUGCCGUUCUGGAGGUUCUUAAUCACAGGAGCAGAUCAGAACCAGGAGCUGAAGAUGUGGUGCACGGUAUCAUGGACCUGCCUGCAGACUAUCAAGUUUAGUCCUGACCCGUUAAACUCUAGUGUCCUGCCCAGCCUGAAAGCUAGUCUGGAUCUGUCUGCUGAGUACCUCAUCCUCACAGACGUGCAGAGAAAGGUCCUGUAUGUAAUGGAACUGCUCCAGGAUCAGGACAAGGGACGUGCAAGCUUCACUGCUGUCUCAGAAUUCCUGCUCACGCAUCCUGUACUGAGCUUUGGCGUCAAGGACGUCAGUCAUGCCCGCCUGCGCCACACCGAAGUCCUUCCCCCGGAUGAGGAGAGCGAAAGCAUGACUGCAGAAGGAAGCCAGGGACCCUCAGCGUCCAAAUCAGGAAUCCAGAUCAAGCUUUACUGCGUGCAUACAAAGUCCCUCCAGGACGUGCAGAUUUGGUUCCAGCCCAACCAGGGUGCUGCAGCCUCCCUCUUCAUGCCUCCAUGCUCCGGCUCCCAGGAUGGCUUUGGUUUUGCAGAUCCUCUGACAGAUCUGAGCGUUGAAGCACUGAGCUCGGAUAAGGAAUCCGGCGGAAGUGGCUCGCAGAGCGACUUGUGUAAAAUCCCUGCUCUGCCGGCUCCCGCUGAUUUCCUGAGUCCUGCUGGCUCGGCCAUGCCCAAACUUAUGACACCGGACGCCUUUAUGACCCCCAGUGCAUCUGUGCCAGCCUCCCCUGGCAGCAGUGCAAGCAGCUUGACUAUAGUAACAGCCAUGAGCGGCUCAGACAGUGGUGCAAGGGCUGCGGAGGACCUCACACAGAGCCCUAAGCUGUGUGCAGAUGGAGCCAGCAACAGCCUCGCCCUGAGUGCCAGCACCAGCAGCCCAAGAUCCAGCUCCAUCCUCAUCUCUAGCCUUGGUGAAAACAUCCAGGUGUUGCCCUCACCGAACCCUCCCCUCUCCCUGGACCUUCAAGCUAUUGAGCCCAUCAUCCUGCCCCAGGCCUCCCCCACCAGGGCCCGUUCCCCAGACGUCAUUUCGUCCGCCUCCACAGCCAUGUCGCAGGACAUCCCAGAGAUCGCCUCGGAGACGCUGCAGAGAGGUCUGGGGGGCACAGCAGCUGCCGAGGCACGCGACCCACUCCAGGGUCUCCAUGCAGACAGCAUGGCGUCGGCUGCCUCAGCCCUGCACCUGCUCUCGCCACGAAACCGCAACAGCUCCGAGCACAACUUGCUGCCGUUGGAACUGGGUGGAGGAGCCGGGGACAGUGAACAGAGACUCAGCAACACGCCAUCCCUGUUGGAGACGGCGCUGUCGCAGGAAAACGCCGCUGCAGCAGCUGCUGUCUCUUGUCCUGAUAGCGGUCCGAACCGCAGCUGGCCCGCAGCACCGGACAUCACACGUGAAACGCGCAACAGUCUGCGGGACAAUGGCCUGGGAGACUGCUCUAGAGAGGACCUGAAGGAAAGGCACAUGUCAUCCCCGUAUCACAGACGCACCUACCACCUUACCCAGAAUGACAGCCAGGAUGCCAGUGCAGAACAGAGUGAUCACGAUGACGAGGUGGCCAGUCUGGCAUCAUCCUCUGGAAACUGCGGCUCUCGAGCCUCUCACAGGCUCCCUGUGAAGGACUGGAAGACCUCACCUCGAGGCUCGCCAAAACUCAAGCGCAAGAGCAAGAAAGAUGAUGGUGAGUCUUUGCAGUGCAGACAGGCGGAUAACCAGCUGAGCGCAGAGGUGCAGGAGGAGCUGCUGCUGCUGCUCAGGAGCCAGCAGAGGGAGCUGUCUGAGCUGCGACAGAGCCAGCAGGAGCUGCUGCAGAGGGUUACGGGCCACAUGGACGCUGUUCAGAGCUCCAUUAUGGCCCACGUUGAGCAUGUCUUGCUCACGCAGCAGGAGCAAGAACAAAGGAGAAUUGAGCGAGUGUUGGCGGAGGGGCAUGCGCGUAGCCAACAGCUUCAGGAGCACAUGGCCCAGCAGCUGGCCCAUACUCUGGGCACCACACUCUCUAGCCGCCUGGACAAAGUGCUGCGCGAGGAGAUGAAGAAGACCGUUCCACAGACAAUUUCAAAGAGUCUGGAACCUGUCACUGGGCAGAUGAGUAACACUAUCGCCGCUAAGCUGACCACAGUGGAGGGAACACUAAAGGAAAACGUCAUCAAAGUUGUCAAGUCUAAGAAUACCACGGAUGCGAUUGGUCGGGCUGCAGCCGAGGCCAUGCAGGGUCCCAUCCAGGCAGCCUACAAAGAUGCCUUCCAGAGCAUUGUGCUCCCUGUGUUCGAGCGUGGCUGCCAAUCCAUGUUCCAGCAGAUCAAUGACAGCUUUAAACAGGGAACCCACGAGUAUAUUCAGCAGCUGGAGACGCAUGUCAAGAACAGGAAGCAGCGUGAGCAGGAUACACGAGACCCUGUUAUUGGUCAGCUACAACAGAUGAUUGACACUCUACAGAGUUCCCAAGAUCAGCUGGCCACCACUGUAGCAGCAAGUGUGCGCUCUGAGGUUCAGCACCAGCUCCACAUGAUUGUGGGAAAUUUGCAGGAUUCAAUCCUGACGCAGGUGCAGCGCAUCGUAAAGGGUGAGGUGAGCCUGGCCAUGAAGGAGCAGCAGGCAGCCGUCACCUCCAGCAUCAUGCAGGCCAUGCGCUCAGCUGCUGGGACCCCUGUGCCCACUGCCCACCUCGACUACCAGGCCCAGCAGGCCAGCAUCCUGCAACUGCUGCAGCAGGGCCAGCUCAACGAGGCCUUCCAGCAGGCCUUGUCCGCAGCUGAUUUAAACCUAGUAUUGUAUGUAUGCGAGACCAUCGACUCGCAGCAGGUGUUUGGCCAGCAUCCAUGCCCCCUGCACCAGGCUGUACUGCUCUCGCUCAUCCAGCAGCUCUCCACCAGCCUGGCCACACGCACAGACCUCAAGAUCAGUUAUCUUGAGGACGCAGUGAUGAACUUGGACCACGGGGACCCGGUCACCAGAGACCACAUGAGCGCGGUGUUGUCCCAGGUGCGGCAGAAGCUGUUGCAGUUUUUGCAGCAGGACCCUCACAGCCCCCAAAGCAAGCAUGCCCGCCGCCUCAUGAUGAUGCUACAGGGCCUGGUCAGCCACUAGUGCCCUGUGCUCCUGUUUGGCCAUCCUGAUGUCCCUCAGCACCUCCUUCUGCAAUCUUGGCGACGUUCACGCACUUCUGCACUGUCCCCGCUGCCUGUACAGCUGACCACGCUUUGCUGAGUAGCACAGACAGCCCUGAGUGGCUUUCAUGAUGGGACUUGUAGUCCAGACCCAGAGACCGUAAUGUUCUGUAUGAUAACACUGCACUACAUUUCCUUUUGAGCCCUCAGUUGCACCUCUUCUUUCAGAUAAUAACCCUCGUGGCACUCUCGAUCCAGCUUUUCUGUUCUGUUGUUUUGAGCUCCAUUUUCGUCAUCAUAUGAGAAAGUUCUACACAAAUCAUAGGAGCUUCUGUGUUAUCCUCACAAGACCAUGAGACUUUUAGCACUGAUUUUAUGUUUAUAAACUCCUUUCUUAAUCAAGUCAUUUGUGUUCAGAGGAAGCCACCAUAUCUGACUGCAGCCAGCAUUGGAGACGUAAUCCAUACAUUUUGCAUCAUUUUAGACCACAAAUGAUUGCAAAAAUGGGGAAAAAGGGUCCUGCUUUGUCAGUUCGUUCUCAUGUUAAAACGUCUUUUGCCAAAUAAGCAACACUUGGUUUAUGUAGAAGCUCAGAUUUUCCAGUGAAAGGCAUUUGGCUGUUUAACUUGCAGUGUUCAGGUUGGGUCUGCAGGGCGUAGACGUUUAUGUGGCGCUUAUCUGCAUCGAUAUUCUCUUGCUAUUUUUAUAUGCUGGUUCUCUGUGGUCUUUGUGAUGGUCUUUUUUUCUGUCUGCAGCCUUCCCUCAAGAGCGCUGUUUCUCAAUCACUUUCAUCACACAGAUUUAGUUUUGUUGUUCUCUCGGCCCCCCUUUACUUGAUUGAUGUUGAGCAGACCGACUGAAACCAGUAGCGAUGUUCAGCUCGGCUGAUUGUAUUUGUUUCAAGCUGAGCGACGUUAAUACGCUUGGAAACGCUGUUAAGUCAGAGAGAGGAUACUGCUUGCUCAGUGGAGUAAGGACACCUUUACAGAAAGUGCCUUAUCAGCUUAUUGCUCAUUGGUAAUCCCUGAUCCUCCAUCACAUGGGCCAUAUAGCUUUUUUGUUGUUGUUCGAGCUGAAUGUCAGAUCCCUAUGCGGUUUUUCGUUUUAGCUGGUGGCGAAGGCUCUGAAUGGGGUGGCCAGAUGUUGAUGCAGAAGUGUUUUUUUGUUUUUGAAGUGCUAUAAAUAGAUUUGGUCAUUGUUGGGGUUGUUCUUGUCGAUGUUCUCCCAAGUAAUUUUGCGAGUGCUGUUUAAAAGGCGAGUGGCUCCGGUUUAUUUUUUUAUUUAUUUUUUCUUUCUCAGAUUCAUCUCCAUCCGUAUGGUUCCUCGUCUUCUCCCCUACGUAGCCUAAAUGCGAAUGACGUCUGGCUUUACUCCUGUUCAGAUUUAUUGAUUGUGGGGAUCUGGAGCUGCUAUUAGGGAUGUACUAAUUUGAGAAUGCUGGCAUGCCCCUGAGGAAAGCCAUGCACAUUGGGAUUAACAUGCCUUUUGCCCCGAGGUUCUCAAGGCUGGUUGUGUUGGCCGUCAGAUAUCGGUUCUGUGUAAGACCCACAUUUAUCUCGUUUUCUUUCCUUAGGUCAUUUAUAUUAUGACGGUAUGUUUUUGUGCAUCAUCUCUUUAAAAAAAACAAAAGAAAAAAAAAAAAAACCCAAACGUGGUCGAAUAGUUUUUGAGUUUUUGUUUCUCACGUUUCUGUUCAGAACGCCCCUCGUGUUGUCCGCUACAGCAGAGACUCACCUUAAUCUUCUACCGCAGCUUUAGGCAGGUAAUCGCCGUGUAUAAUAAAUAAACUCACAUGGUUUUGAUGCUGUUGAAAUACUGUUUUAGUAAUGUUUGAUACCGAUCAGGGUUAAGCGUCAGUCAUGCAGAUGUGAAUGUCCGAGGCUUGCACAUAAAUGCUCUAUUAAACUUGUUUUUCCAAGUUCGCGUUUAAGCCCUAGCUCUUGUUUUGUGUACAACGAAUAUGGAUCAUUUGUAAUUUUUCCAUUGUUUUCAAUUUUGGUCCCUGUGCUUGGAUUAUUAUGUUGUAUAUUUUACACCCAUUUCUUUUACCCUAGAUGUUUUGGAAUAAAAAAAAAAAAAAUAUUUUGUUCAGUAAAAUGUUUGAUCAUUCAUUUUGCCUCCAAGAGCUCGAUUGGUAUCGAUCAGUUUACCCUGUAUGAGACGGGAAUAGUAAAGAAGGUGUUUACUGUAAUCUGACAUCUGCUGUUCUGUUUGUGCCAGCUUUGGACAUUUCUACAGAUUGGAUAUUUGGCUGUUUAACCACCUGAAUAAAUUGUGGUGCUGCUUUAAUGUUGUAAUACCCCGCUGGUUAUAUCCUUGUGUUGCAUGUCUUGUUCUCAUGCAGCUUUAAGUUUAAGAAGACAGCACCGUUCUCUGAGUGGUGGCUGCGCCUGAGCAAGUAAAGCCAUAUUUACCACCACGCUGA